AUGACUUCGCCCGUAAAUGAGCCCGAGGGCCCAAGUCGCCCAAAAUCGCCGCGUCCAGACCCCCACGCUCCCGACGAGCCUGCUCCUCCGCCAGUCGCGAUGGAUUCGAAUACGACACCUGCGGCGGAGGUCAAACCCGAAUCCCAGGAUCAGACUGGAGGUCCGAAAGACGAGGCAGAACCAGACCACGAUGCUGCCGCCGCCACCGCAAACCCGGAACCGUCAGUCGCGAUGGGCUCUACCGCAUCCGAGCCGCCGGCUGAAGGUAGACCGCAGACUCCAAAACCCGAUCCCGCUGCUCCAUCAAAAAGCCUGGAUACCUCAGCUCUACCGCAAACGCCUGCUGAGAACGCAUCCCAAUUGCCGGCACCUCAGCCGGGCACCGCAACAAGCCAGUAUCAGACUGUGGCGGACCUUCAACCAUUCCAAGCGAACCUUCUCGCCGCUAUCUCCCAGGGCGAACAGGCGCUAACCGCAGGCAUGACAACGCCUAUGGUCGGUCUAAAUGGAGCGGGUAACAUGGGACAGACCUUCAUCGACUGGGACCUCGCGGCGAAGAAUCCCGACGCCAUGACAAGCACAAUGAUUGCUUUUCACCAGAUCAUCAUGUCGUCGGUGACGACAGCAUCACCUGCGCAGCUUCUCAUGGCUAUGAAAAAUGACGGAAACCAACAGUCCUUGAACCGAGCUGCGAAUAUGCAGCCGACUAUCAAUCCCUCGAAUGUCAUCUUGCCCAUCCAGCAAAACGGGGGCGCAAAUUCCCUGGCUGUCAACAACAGCGGCCAGAUGGAUGGGGCUCAGAUUACUCCGUCCAAGGGACUCGAGUCCUUUGCUCGCAUAGAGUUUGCCGACAGUAUCUUCCAGGUGACUACGUACGAAGUCGUGAUUGGUCGCGACUAUAAAGCCAUGGUUGAGCAGAAGAAAGCAGAAGACCGAAGGGCUGCACAUCGAGAGAGGGUUCUGCAGGCCCAACGAGAAGGCUUGCCGGAGCCUGAAAUGGAGCCAGAGGAACUGUUCCAGGCACGGGAGAAAUAUAGCAAGUCGUACGUGUCCGAGGAAGGUGGCAUGCUUGGUCCAGCAUCGUCUGAGUCGGAUAACCCAGACAAACCCCCGCGCAAACGACGGAAGAGAGCACGGGCAACAGACAAACGAGGGCAGUCUCCAUUGAAUAAUGGCACUCGAGGCAACUCCCCAGCGAACGGACGUCUAUUAGGUUUAUUACCUGACAGGCAAUACGUGGAACAUACACCAGGCGCCGCCAAGGUUGACUUGGAAAAGCUCAAACCAUCGCCUCAUCAGCGAGCCGACGUCCGCAUACAUUCUCCCAGGUACUCGGGGACAAGGUCAAUAUCCCGAGAGCACCUCAAGAUUCUGUUUAAUCCAGACAAACAAGUCUUCGAAGCGACCUGCCUUGGGAGGAACGGUUUCUUUUAUGACGAUGUCUUCCAUACCGAAAUGACGACCGUGGUACUCCGCAGCGGUUGCAUGCUUCAAAUCAGUGAUGUCGAGUUCCAGUUCUUCAUCAACGGAGUCAAGGAUGGCGAGACAGGCGCAGAAGACUACCCUGAAGAGCAACCCUUACGCCCGCAUUCGGAGGGUGGCAAGGAGAUGAGCUUUGAGUUCGAGAGUGCUCAUGGCGGUGACGCACGCAGCACUACAAGCGAAUCGGGAGAUGAAGAGGCUCAAGCGCAGGCGGCUGAACCGGAUAGCGAUGACGAGCCUCUAUCCGAUCUCGAUGAGAUGGAUCUUGACGACGCGGGUGAGGACGACCCUGCUGCGGACGUUCCUAUGCCCACCGUUGAGGAUGACGAUACAGGUGGCUCAGCCUCAGCCAAGACGCAGCUUCCUUUGCCAGAUUCAUCAGAUAUCCCAAAGAAGAGAGGCCCUGGCAGGCCUCCCAAGAACGGCAUAAGAUCCAAGAGGGAGGAGAGGCUGCUGAGGAAAGCAGCUCUGGAGGAAGCCAAGAAAAACGCCCCACCACCCGUCCCAGGAGAUCCUCCGAUCAAGAGAAAAGUUGGCAGGCCUAGGAAAAAUCCCCUUCCAGAAGGGGCCGAGGACAGGCCGGAGAAGCGCAAGUACAAGCCGCGGAAGCCAAAGAAUGAAGACGGUGAGGCGUCGGAUGGCGAGAAGGCUGCCAGAGAGAAGAGGAAAGAGAAGCACAAGACCCCACCGCUCGAGCUCAAGCGGGAGGACUACACCGAGGAGCAGCUGCAGAAGCCCAACAAGAACUACAGUGUUCUGAUUGACGAGGUUCUCAUGGAGGCGCCACCCGAAGGGUUCACUUUGAAGCAGGUGUACAAGCGCAUCCAGAUGAAGUACCCUUGGUAUUACUUUGAGGUGGAUACCAAGGGCUGGGAGAGUAGCGUGAGGCAUAACUUGAUUGGGAACGAGGCAUUCUACAAGGAUGAUCAUAUGUGGAAGCGUGUUCCUGGCGUGGAAUUGGACGCUGGCAGGAAACGCAAAGCGGGCUCACCGGAUCAAAAGAUGGCCGCUCCUCCCAACAUGGGGGGUGCAACACAAUGGACGUCACAAAUCCCUCAACAACCACAAUACCACGUGGCUCAGGGGUAUUCGCUUGGACCAUCGCCUACCCCUGGUAUGCAGAUGGGCCACGGCUUGCCUCAAACGGCUCAGGCUCCAAAGCAGCCACUGCCACCACAUCAGCCCGCAGGAGUCGUCAAUCAGCAUCCUAUGCCACAGGCCAGCUACCAGGCCCCUUCGGCAUAUCCACAAGCCCCUACUCCAGCUCCAACACAGUUACCGGGCUACAUGCAAGGUAAUACUACGCGACAACCACAGUCUGGGCCGCAGCAACCACCCUACAACCCUGCAUUUACCAAUAAACAGCAGUCAUCAUACGCGCCAGCACCUUCGAAUCAAGCUGCACCCGCUACAAUGAGUACACCACAGCAACAAGCACAUGCACAACACCAGGCACCUCAACAACCGAGACCACAACCCGUCAACUACAAUCAAAACCAAAUGCAAGGGGCCCGAGGAGCUCACCCAGGUGCGAUGGGGUCAAUGCAUCAGAAUUCCGGUGCUCAGCUGGGCGCCAACAGGGCAACGAUGGCAGCUCCUCCGGCUGCCGUGUUGCCUCCACUCAAACCUGCCAUCGAUCCAGAUGUGGCCAACUUCCUCAAGAAUUUCCGCAUUCAAGUGAUCAACCAGCUUGAGAAGAAGGUGCCACAGGCGGCGGAGCUGGUAGCCAUGUCGGUCAUCAACCGUGGCCUAGGGUUCUCUACCGUUUCGAUUGCGCCUGCCAGUGUGGCCACAGUCGAAAAGGUCAUUAUGACGGUGUUUGACACUGCGAGACAGAAAUACCCAAUCCUCGCGGACCCCAAACUCAUUGAGAAACUGACAUCAUUCAAGAAGUUGGGGAUCGACACGCUCAAGGGAAAGCUGGGAGAGGAGAGGUCGGAAGCGCUGGUUCUCUCAGCAAUCAACCGCGUGCUGGGUCUGUGUGAUGCAAGCUUCAUGCAGCCUGCAAACGACACACAGAAACAAGAGAUUGAGCAGGCAGAGGGGCUACUUAUCAAGCUGGCCAAGAACAUUGUACUUGAGUUCCAGAAAGAGGUCGCGGCUGCAUCGGUCGGCGUCGUAGCUGGCAACGGCAGGUAG
This is a messenger RNA of Pyricularia pennisetigena, 3621 nucleotides long. RefSeq lists its product as uncharacterized. Gene Ontology annotation, biological process: regulation of ribosomal protein gene transcription by RNA polymerase II. The transcript has a single exon. Gene Ontology annotation, cellular component: nucleus. Gene Ontology annotation, molecular function: protein binding; DNA-binding transcription factor activity; sequence-specific DNA binding. Lineage: Eukaryota; Fungi; Ascomycota; Sordariomycetes; Magnaporthales; Pyriculariaceae. The coding region runs from base 1 to 3621 and encodes 1206 amino acids. The record is from RefSeq and is a predicted model, not a curated record.